Messenger RNA from Daldinia childiae, 1095 nucleotides. Its product is annotated as putative L-asparaginase 1. The transcript has a single exon. The record is from RefSeq and is a predicted model, not a curated record. Lineage: Eukaryota; Fungi; Ascomycota; Sordariomycetes; Xylariales; Hypoxylaceae. Bases 1 to 1095 code for a protein of 364 amino acids. Gene Ontology annotation, molecular function: asparaginase activity.
AUGAUGUCCCUUAGGUUUCUGGCACUUAAUGCCGUAGCAUCAUUUGUUGUAGCGUCUCCUGUGCCUUUCCCUAGGAGCUUUCACAUAUCUGUGAGGGAGGAUAGACCGUUCAACGCGAGUCUCCCUAAUGUAACCAUUUUCGCAACUGGCGGCACAAUCGCAGGAAGCGCGAGCUCGAGCGAUCAGACCGCUGGGUAUAAGGCCGGCGUGCUUGGCGUUGAUGGUCUAAUCGAUGCCGUGCCGCAGUUGUGGAACGUAUCCAAUGUCCGCGGGGUUCAAGUAACGAAUGUCGCAUCGUCAAGUAUCACACCCGAGAUUCUUCUCAAUAUAACACGGCAAAUACAGCAAGAGCUCGACAGCCCGACCUGCCAAGGUGUCGUAGUGACACAUGGCACCGAUACGCUUGAAGAAUCCGCCUUCUUCCUCGACCUAACGUUGCGUUCCGAGAAACCCGUCGUCAUCGUCGGCGCCAUGCGCCCCGCAACAGCUAUAAGCGCUGACGGGCCAAUUAACCUCCUCGAAGCCGUAACCCUAGCCGCACAUCCAGACGCCCGAGGCCGGGGCGCCAUGAUUGUGCUGAACGACCGCAUCGCGAGUGCGUUUUAUACAACCAAGAGCAACGCAAAUUCCCUGGACACAUUCAGAGCUGCUGAGCAGGGAUUCCUAGGCUUCUUUUACAAUAUCAAGCCCAAGUUCUACUUCAUGCCUGCACUGCCGCACGGGAAGCCGUAUUUCGACGUUGGUAAUGCGACGAGCCUUCCGCAGGUUGAUGUCCUGUUCGGCCAUCAGGGACUUAACCCCACUCUGGCGUCUGCGGCUGUUGCAAGUGGUGCUAGGGGUCUAGUCCUUGCUGGCAUGGGAGCGGGAGCAUGGACUUCGAAGGGUUCCGAUGUUAUUGAUGAUGCCGUAGAGAAGAGUGGCACAAUUGUGGUUGACUCGCGACGAUCGAUGGAUGGUUACGUCCCACCAUACGGCCCUGGUGGAUAUGGAGGUGGUCUUCUAAAUCCCCAGAAGGCCCGCAUCAUGCUGCAAUUAGCAUUGAAUGCCGGAUAUACGAGUGCUCAGAUGCAGACUUUAUUCGAGUUUGAUGGUUAG